AUGCGACUCACACAAUCGUCAUUCUUUCUAAAAAAAAUCAAUUGCCUGAAGAAAAAUGAAUCUCUGCCGGACUCUAGCAAAUUAAUCACUUUAAGUCCAUAUUUGGAUGAUCAAGGAAUAUUGAGAGUAUACGGUAGACUUCGUCGGUCCCCCUUACUUUUAGAUCAGCUUCACCCUAUACUUUUGCCUGCUAAUCACCAUAUCACUCGGCUUAUCAUCCGCGAGGAACACAUGCGACUCAUGCAUGCUGAGGUUCAGGAAACCUUGUAUUCAGUUCGCCAAACAUAUUGGCCGCUUGACGGGCGAAAUAGCGUAAGAAAGGUUAUUCACGGUUCCCUUCCCUGUUUUCAUACAAAACCUCGUCUAGCUGAUCAUGGACCAGGUCCUUUACCUGACUACCGCGUUGUGCCUUCGCGACCUUUUUUGAAAACGGGUGUUGACUACUGCGGCCCACUGUACAUUAAAGAAAAGCGAUUCCGUAAUCGGAAUAAACUCAAGGUCUACUUUGCAGUUUAUAUUUGCAUGGAGCUUAUUUCCGAUCUUACUACGGAAGCUUUUUUGGCUAGUAUUAAGCGCUUUUUUGCUAGGAGAGAAAAGUCCCUUGAAAUCUUUUCUGACAACGGCACCAACUUUGUCGGCGCUGACCGUGAGCUGCAAGCCUUAUUCAAUUCAGCUGAUUAUCAAACCGCUAUAAAACAACAUUUUGAUAAAGAAAGAAUCACUUGGCAUUUCAUACCACCCCGAGCUCCUCAUUUUGGAGGACUUUGGGAAGCUGCAGUCAAAUCAUUUAAAAAACGUUUACUCCGCACUGACGGAGAUACAUUGCUUACAUAUGAACAAUUAGAAACAUAUAUAAUUGAGAUCGAAACGAUAUUGAACUCUCGUCCUUUAUCCCCUUUAUCCUCGGAUCCCAACGACCUUUUGCCUUUGACUGCCGGCCACUUCCUCACUGGUGCUCCAUUGAUAAGCUGUCCAGAGGUUGACUUCAUUAACACUUCAUCUAACCGAUUGUCUGCCUGGCAACAUGCGCAGAAAUUAAAGCAGCACUUUUGGGAUUGCUGGCAUAAGGAAUAUCUAAAUAACCUUAUUAGCUCGCAUCAACGUUCUGAAUCAACUAGCAGGACUCAAGUUGGAGAUAUGGUUCUGAUCCAUGAAGAUUGGUCUAUUGGUAGAAUCACCGCAAUCCAUCCAGGAGAAGACGGCAUUGUGCGUGUAAUGACUCUAAAAACCAAAAGUGGAGAGUGCAAGCGCUGUACUAAAACAUUUUGCCCUCUACCCUUCAAUUAA
Messenger RNA from Leptinotarsa decemlineata (Colorado potato beetle), 1287 nucleotides. RefSeq lists its product as uncharacterized. The record is from RefSeq and is a predicted model, not a curated record. NCBI's taxonomy places the organism in Eukaryota, Metazoa, Arthropoda, Insecta, Coleoptera, Chrysomelidae.